Molecule: messenger RNA, 984 nt
Organism: Esox lucius (northern pike)
Lineage: Eukaryota; Metazoa; Chordata; Actinopteri; Esociformes; Esocidae
Gene: nme4
Product: NME/NM23 nucleoside diphosphate kinase 4
Exons: 5
Coding region: 123-737 (204 amino acids)
Biological process (GO): GTP biosynthetic process; CTP biosynthetic process; UTP biosynthetic process
Molecular function (GO): nucleoside diphosphate kinase activity
Source: RefSeq, a predicted model, not a curated record
AGAAAGAGGCGGCGAGGAGUUCGCAAUUGAGAUCUCCCCCAGACUCAUUCGGUGGUGUAUCCAGGUUGAUGUUUUGACUAGUCUCAAGAGUCAACUAACUAUAACUUUUGUUUGCUGAAAAAAUGGUUAUAUUUCAAAGGCGCGCGCUAAAAAGCCUGAUCCUUCCUAGUCCGUACUGGGGAGUUCUAACAGCGAGAAAAAGUUUUAUCCCUGAGUUUUCCUUUUGCCUCCUGCUUGGGGAUCGACGCGUUGGGUACAGUUCCACAUCAGGGAUCCCUGGUGUGAGAGAACGUACUCUUAUUGCAGUGAAACCAGAUGGGGUCCACCGUCGCCUUGUGGGGCAGAUUCUGCAACGCUUUGAGCGAAAGGGCUUCAAACUCGUGGGGCUAAAGAUGUUGCAGGCACCAGAGGAACUGCUCUCACUCCACUACCAGGAUUUAAGGAAGAAGCCUUUUUACCCUAGUCUCCUGCAUUAUAUGACCUCUGGGCCCAUGGUUGUUAUGGUGUGGGAGGGUCAUAAUGUGGUCCGGACAUCUCGGAUCAUGGUUGGAGAUACCAACCCUGCUGAAGCCCGUGCUGGUUCCAUCCGGGGGGACUUCAGCAUUCACAUCAGCAGAAAUGUGGUUCAUGCCAGUGAUUCAGUAGAAGGGGCUCAAAGGGAGAUCCAGCUGUGGUUUCAUGGAAAGGAACUGAUCGACUGGAACUGCAGUGACCACAAUAGCACAUACCAGGUUUGAGAAGCGAUGGAAAUAAAGAGUAAACAAGGUAGAAAGACUAACUCGGACAGUGGCACCAAUACCUACCUACUACCUCUUUAUUUGUCCUACUUGCAAUACUCAGCCCUAUCAACUGUGUGUUGCUCCAAUACCUCUGAGCCCCUCCCCUACUCAGACACGAGGAAGCAACUUAUUUCAUGUUUUGAAUAUUUGCUAUUAAAAACUCAAACAGAUUUCUUUAAAAAAAAAAAUACUAAAAUGUAUUGGG